UACAUGUGCCUUCGUGCAUGCAUCUAGGACAAUUGGUCCCCGCGAAAAAAUAUCGUAUGCAGACAAUUGGUCCCCGUCAUAGUUUUAUACCCGGACAAUUGGUCCCCGUCAUAAUUUUAUACCCGGACAAUUAGUCCCCGGCUUAAAAGUUAAGUACAAAAUAUUUUUUUGUCAUUAAACAUUUUUUAAAAUGUAUUUUCAAUAAUAUAGUACUUUUAGAACAGAAUUACAGUUAUUUGUUUUAAAAAAAAUAAAAAUGAAUAUAAUAAUAAAUUAUAAUAUUUGGCCAACCAACAUGAUGGCGACCAAGCGUACCAAUCACAUCCGUAUGCCGCACAAUACACUGGCAUAAUUAAUAGAAGAAAGAAUUAUUAUUAAAUAACUAUUUUCUAUAAUAUACUAGUAUAUAAAAACCAACUAAAAUGUUUCACUUUACAAAAUAAUUCACAUUUCACUUUACAUGUGCCUUCGUGCAUAACUGCAUAAUACGAAAUUUAUAAUAUUUUGCCAACCAACAAGAUGGCGACCAAUCGUUGAUAAUGCUGCACCCGAUAACGAGAGUACCUUAUCUAUAAUAUAUUAGUCUGUGCACGGCUCCGGUCCUGUUCAUCGGGCCAGCCGCCGCAUUGUUUAUCUCAAUAGCGUAUGUUUGUUUACUGUCCGUUCGCGAUUGACUCUGAACAUAUUUUUCCGGUUGCUGUCGACGCCGAAAGUUUUUUUAAAUUUAUUUUAUCACUAUUCACCGGUCUGCAGUUCUCGCUCGUUUUUCGUCAACGGCGCUGACGUUUUGGGCUUUUUCUCAUAUUUUAUACCGUGAUUUUUAUUUUCGUUCGUUUCCCACGGUAUUUUCUUCAACGGUUAGUCGUGCUUUUUUGAGGGGUCUAGUUUACAGUACGACACAAGGACACAUAUCGAUUACUCUAAGAAGUACAAGUCAGACUUAGGACGCCGCAAUGUCUAUCACACCAUUCAAGAAACGCGUCUGUUACUAUUACGACAGUGACAUAGGAAACUAUUAUUAUGGACAAGGUCAUCCUAUGAAGCCACAUAGGAUUUCAAUGACUCAUAAUUUGAUUUUAAAUUAUGGUUUAUACCAAAAAAUGGAAAUAUCUAGACCUUAUAAAAUUAAUGCAAAAGAAAUGACCAAAUUUCAUAGUGAUGAGUACAUACAGUUUUUAAAAAGUAUUUGUCCUGAUAAUAUUAACGAUUAUAACAUGCAAAUGCAAAGAUUCAAUGUUGAUGAAGAUUGUCCAGUUUUUGAUGGUUUGUACAAAUUUUGUCAGCUAUCUGCGGGCGGUUCAGUAGCAGCAGCUGUAAAAUUAAAUAAACAAUCUGCAGAUAUUUGUAUCAAUUGGGGAGGUGGUCUUCAUCACGCAAAAACUGAAGCCAGUGGCUUUUGCUAUGUUAAUGAUAUAGUACUUGGUAUAUUAGAAUUGCUUAAAUACCAUCAACGAGUGUUGUACAUUGAUAUUGAUGUCCAUCACGGUGAUGGUGUCGAAGAAGCAUUUUAUACAACUGAUAGAGUUAUGACAGUUUCAUUCCACAAACAUGGCAAAUAUUUUCCUGGUACUGGAGAUCUCGGAGAUAUUGGUGCUGGAGAAGGAAAGUACUAUGCAGUUAACAUUCCCUUAAGAGAUGGAAUGGAUGAUGAUAGUUAUGAAUCAAUAUUCGUACCAAUAAUUACUAAAGUAAUGGAGACGUUCCAACCUAGUGCAGUUGUAUUACAAUGUGGAGCGGAUUCACUUACAGGAGACAAGCUUGGAUGCUUUAAUCUAACUGUUAAAGGUCAUGGCAAAUGUGUUGAAUUUGUAAAACGUUAUGGGUUACCCUUUCUUAUGGUCGGCGGAGGUGGUUACACUAUUCGAAAUGUAUCUCGAUGUUGGACAUAUGAAACAGCUGUGGCCUUAGGAGCUGAAAUUGCUAAUGAAUUGCCGAAUAAUGACUAUUAUGAAUAUUUUGGGCCCGAUUUUAAACUUCAUAUCAGCCCUUCGAAUAUGAAAAAUAGAAAUACUACAAAGUAUUUGGAAAAAAUUAAAAACCGUCUCUUUGAAAACUUACAAAUGCUACCUCACGCCCCAGGAGUUCAAGUCCAAGCUAUCCCCGAAGACGGAGUACACAAUGAGUCAGACGAUGAAGAUAAUGUUAACCCAGAUGAAAGGAAUCCUCAAUCUAUUACAGAUAAAAAAAUUUCACCUGAUAAUGAAUUUAGCGACAGUGAAGAUGAAAGCAUGGCUCCUGGUGUAGGGGGUGGUGGCCGAAAAGAUAAUAGAUCUUAUAAAACUGUCAUACCUGCUAGAAAACAAGCAUGUUUGGACUCGAAUAGGAUAGAAGUCAAUGAACCAAAAUUUAAUAUUAUAACAGAUGAUAAAGAAGACAAAUCUGAUGAUUCUAAUAAAAUGGAUGCUGUCAUGUCGUGAAUUUAUGACUGAAAUGUAUAAUACAAUUGUAAAUAAUAAAAAAAAAAAAGUAAAACAAUGGUUUACUGUCAUU
Messenger RNA from Rhopalosiphum maidis (corn leaf aphid), 2490 nucleotides. Its product is annotated as histone deacetylase Rpd3-like. The record is from RefSeq and is a predicted model, not a curated record. NCBI's taxonomy places the organism in Eukaryota, Metazoa, Arthropoda, Insecta, Hemiptera, Aphididae. Gene Ontology annotation, molecular function: histone deacetylase activity.